UAUUUAACUCAAACGUCAUCUCUAAUCGACGCAGUGAGGUGAUCUCAAUGGCACUAGAGUCAAAAUUGGAAGGCAUGUAUAUUAUGUUUUGUUAGUAAAAAUGAUUAACAUGUUCCGGAGCGGGCUGAAUGUUUGCUGCCUUACGCUUGGUAAACGGUUAUCUUCAACGUUUGCCGGAGAAAGUGCGCUGCCAACCAACCUGCUAAUUCCACCGAACCUGGUUGAAGUCCAGCGCAGACUUCGGCCAUUGCCAACGGACUCAAAUGUCCCAGUGCUGCACAAGUGUGAAGCAACGAUUGCGCGGCAUCUGCGUCCCAGGCAGACAUGGCUGGAGUCCUUGAGAAGUCGCGAGGAGGACCAGCUGGGUAUAGUCGAGCUUCACCCAGAUGUCUUUGCUGUGCACCCCAGAAUUGACAUACUGCAUGCAGUUGAAGUCUGGCAGAGAAAUUUCAAAAGAAUCAGCCACGCUAAAGUAAAGAGCAGAGCAGAAGUGAGCGGCGGGGGGAGGAAGCCCUGGGCCCAGAAGGGCAGUGGCCGCGCACGGCAAGGCAGCAUCAGGUCACCGCUCUGGAGGGGAGGUGGUAUCUCUCACGGCCCUAGAGGACCAACAAGUUACUAUUAUAUGCUGCCCAUGAAGGUGCGAGUCAUGGGACUGAAGGUGGCCCUGACGUCUAAGCUGGCUCAGGGCUAUCUUCAUGUUGUGGAUAAUCUGGAGAUGCCAACCCCUGAGCCGGAGUUCCUGCUGGACAUUGUACGGCACAGGCAGUGGGGCGAGUCUGUGCUCCUUGUAGACGCCAAUGAAACCUUUCCUGAAAACCUGCUCCAAGCAACAGCAGGUUUAAAGACGGUGAAUGUUCUUCCAGCCAUUGGUCUGAACGUUCACAGCAUGCUGAAGCACGAUAGCCUGGUGCUCACGCUGGACGCUGUGAAGUUUCUGGAGAAGAAGCUGCUGUGGCAUGACUCACGGUUCACGCCGCUGUACCCCUUCAAGCUCCCCUACAGGGACUUCCCCUAAAUACGGCACCACUCAACAGUUUAAAAACAUUGUGUAUAAAUAUUUAAAUAAAAUGCUCAGCAUCUAA
Molecule: messenger RNA, 1082 nt
Organism: Brienomyrus brachyistius
Lineage: Eukaryota; Metazoa; Chordata; Actinopteri; Osteoglossiformes; Mormyridae
Gene: mrpl4
Product: mitochondrial ribosomal protein L4
Exons: 9
Coding region: 101-1015 (304 amino acids)
Biological process (GO): translation
Cellular component (GO): ribosome
Molecular function (GO): structural constituent of ribosome
Source: RefSeq, a predicted model, not a curated record